UCUAGUCAUCUUGUGGCUGUCGUAGUUUUCGUCGGAAGACCUUGCCUUUACCUCAGAGAAGCCGUGUCCUGCAUUUUUCUACUUCCGCUUCCCACUCCCCAGAAGCGACUCCGCGGGCGGUGUUGUGCCAGUCGAGUCGUCGGCGAGGCAGGUGACGACGGCGACCUCCCUCGUGCUCUCUCGUUUUGGCUCCACGAUUCAUUGAGGGCACUAUAUAUGCCACUCUGUGGAAGGAAAAGAUACGUUUGCUAGCUUCUUGAAGUGUGUGUAUUUCGAGCAUCAAAAAAUGUACGGCGAGUCUAACAAAUAUGAUAGCCUGGAGAGCAUACUGCAUGAUCAAUGUUCAAAACCACGCGCUCUACCAUUGCAGUUUUUGAAAGAGAUCACAGAUAACUUCUCGUAUGAGCGAGUACUUGGUGAAGGUGGUACUGGCAUGGUAUACAAGGGUGUACUACAAAGUGGGGAAAUGAUAGCUGUGAAGAGGCUAGAACCAUCAAUGGUGUGCGCUCAGAGCUUAUUUGAGAAUGAGAUUCAUCAUCUUAUGAUGCUUAAUCACCAAAAUAUUGUUCAAUUUAUGGGUUACUGCUAUGAAACAAAGAAGUUAUACGAAAAUUACGAAGGGAAGAUGAUUUUUGCCGAGAGCUCAGAAAUGUUGCUCUGCUUGGGGUAUCUCCCUAAAGGAAGCCUUGAUGGGUAUCUUUCCGAUGGAUCCUCUGAACUUGAUUGGCACACGCGGUACAAGAUAAUUCAGGGGAUUUGCAAUGGUUUGCACUACCUUCAUGAGAAAAUUGAUAAGUCUAUUCUUCACUUGGACCUAAAGCCUGGGAAUGUAUUACUUGAUCACAAUUUGGCACCGAAAAUUUCUGAUUUUGGGCUGUCCAGACUGCUUGAUCAUCAUCAAACUAUUUCUAGUCCAAAUCGUGUUGGUACAUUUGGCUACAUGGCACCGGAAUACGUCCAUGAAGGUACAAUCACACCUAAGUCAGACAUAUUCAGCCUGGGUGUGAUAAUCAUGGAGCUAAUAAUGGGAAACAGGAACUACCCAAGUGUUACUGGAACAUCUUCAGAGGGCUUUACUGAUCUUGAACUUAAAAAAUGGAGUAAGACGCUAGAGAAAGCACAGGGUUACACAAAGUUAGAAGUAGAUUGCCAACAAAUAAAAAGAUGCAUUCAGAUAGGUCUAAUAUGCGUGAAUCCUGACUGGACCAAAAGACCUACAACAACAAAAAUUAUCGAGAUGCUUGAAGGAUUGGAAAUUUCGGAUUGUAGCAAAAGCAGUGAGGCAACCUCAUCAGCAGAUCAGGUACGCUCUAUCAAGAGUAAUGCAUUUGUGGAAGAUGUGCUAUUUUUCACUCUUUCUUGUUCUUUUAGAAAAUAAUAUCAUCAUAACCCUAACACCUUAAAUACACGUAGGUAAUUAAGCAUGUAUAGUAUCACAUAAGCAAG
Molecule: messenger RNA, 1446 nt
Organism: Lolium rigidum
Lineage: Eukaryota; Viridiplantae; Streptophyta; Magnoliopsida; Poales; Poaceae
Product: cysteine-rich receptor-like protein kinase 26
Exons: 6
Coding region: 287-1378 (363 amino acids)
Biological process (GO): protein phosphorylation
Molecular function (GO): ATP binding; protein kinase activity
Source: RefSeq, a predicted model, not a curated record